This is a messenger RNA of Telopea speciosissima, 691 nucleotides long. RefSeq names its product protein PATRONUS 2-like. The record is from RefSeq and is a predicted model, not a curated record. Bases 160 to 591 code for a protein of 143 amino acids. The transcript has 9 exons. Gene Ontology annotation, biological process: regulation of mitotic cell cycle. NCBI's taxonomy places the organism in Eukaryota, Viridiplantae, Streptophyta, Magnoliopsida, Proteales, Proteaceae.
UCUCUCUCUCGCUCGCGCUCUCUCUACUCUCUCCUUGGAAAAUUGAUCGAUCAAUCGGAAGUUCGUAACUGAAGUUUAGUUAGAAUCUGAUCUUCUGAAAUCUGAAGCAUCCUGGUAAACAUAUUGAAAUUUGUUGGUCCACAAUAAAAGAAAGCAGCAAUGGCAAACAUUCUAGCACAAGGGCAGCUGAUCCUUCAAGAUGAGAAUUUGGGUAUCCUGCAUAAAGAUGAGAAUUUGGGUAUCCUGCAUAAAGGGGCUUCUGUGAAUGGAAAGGCGAAGAAUUUUAAAGAACCCAAGAAGAAAGGAGCACAGGGACUUGGCCAUCGGAAAGCACUCAAUGAUAUUUCCAACUCAUCUCGGCUUCGGCAGGAGGCCUCAUCAAAGAAGAAUAAUAAUUUGGAGGAGUUCAAUAUUGAUGACCAAAUGUGGUUGCAUGAUCACAGUAAGUGCGUAGAGUUGCAAACAGCAGCUAUGGAUCGCUAUCUCUAUAUGGAGAGAGUUUUUUCAGAUCUUGAUUAUCUCCGGUUACAUCUCCAAAGUCCAAAACAUCAAAGGCUGGUUUUGGUAGUCCUCCCAGGUCUCUGGAGUUGAUACAGUCAUCCGAACUGCCAAAUCCAACAUGGUUGAACAGGGAUUACUCUCAUUCCCUAAUGCAAUUUGAGCCACUUGGGUUUAUCUUGUUAUCAAGGUA